CUCUAUCUCUCUCUCUAUCUCUCUCUCUCUCUCUCUGUGUGUGUGUGUCGCGAUGAGGAGGUCCGGAGGCAGUGGUACCAUCAGCAAACUUUUUGGGCGAAAAAGUUCUUCCAAUUCGCUCUACGCUGCGACCCCUUCUGCGGGCGGUGCGCUCACUGCACCGGGAGAGAUGGCAGAGAUGGGAAAACUGGAUCAGAUUCUCACAGCUAAUAUGUUCAACGACGAGGCGAUGAAUAGAUAUGUAGAUUCUGGAACUGCGAGGGUGAAAUCCAGGCCCACAGUCAAGCUUUCCAUUCCUCACCAUGACCGCCCAGAGUUUACUGUGCCCGACAGACUGAUGAUUUCUACCAUCCCGAGAGUGGCUAUGAAUUCAGGUUACAAUGUAAAAGACAGUGACCGCAAACCGACUGCCUCUACUCUUGGGAACUAUGGACAAGGUGGCUUUGUGCCUGACUACCCAGAUGACGACUGGAUCCCACCACCCCCUUCAAUGGCUCCUCCACCACCCCCGCCGAUGGCUGCUCCGCCACCGCCUAUGCACGGCGCCAUUCAGAGUCCUCGCUCGCCCAACGCCUUUUAUGAAAUGUCCGCUCCCCCGCCCCCAAUGGUUGCCCCGCCUCCCCCACCUCCAGCUCCCAACACGAGAGCCCAGCCAAUCCUACCCCCCCCGACCUACCCCCUGCCUGACACCAACUCGCUGUUGCCCCCGAGGAUGAUUCCUCCAGCACCUCCUCUAGUAAAGAUGCCUCACAAACCUUUCGAGAUGGAGGAGCAGGUUCCAAAAAUGCCUCCACUGCCUCCUCCAAAUAUGCCCCCUCCAGGUCUCCCACACAGUCAUUUUCCUCUGAAGUCUUCCCUGCAAGACGAGGUUUCCAGAUUGCGCCCGAUCAAUCGCCCCAAGAAUGCCCCGCCACCCCCUCCGCAAAGGCACAUCCUCCAGCGCCCUUUCAGUCUUCCUCUGAAAGACGAAGGUUUGCAUCCUCUGCCUUCUUCCGCGACUUUCCCGACGAAACCUAUGGCUUCACAGGUCUCUCUCGCGAGCCACCGAUCCUCGUUCGCUCCCGAACCUUCUCCCCUUUUCCCAAACUCUUCAGUCGCCUCCACCUUCAACCCUAAGGCGACGGCCAAGCUCUACGGGUUCUCCCCGAACGCCAAUAGUUCCGAGACGUCGAGGGCCAACCGACAGAGUAAAACCAAAUCCAUGCUGAUCAUGCAGGAUGCCAACGAAUACACACUGGACUCGCAGGACAAGGAGGCUGAAGUCGAAAUCCGAGGAGAGCAAGGGAUCAAGCACGUUUGA
Callorhinchus milii (elephant shark) is the source of this 1300-nucleotide messenger RNA. Its product is annotated as vegetative cell wall protein gp1-like. The transcript is spliced from 5 exons. The record is from RefSeq and is a predicted model, not a curated record. Lineage: Eukaryota; Metazoa; Chordata; Chondrichthyes; Chimaeriformes; Callorhinchidae. The coding region runs from base 53 to 1300 and encodes 415 amino acids.